CUUCUGCCAGCUCCGAGUCGUCAGUCCGAGGGCGGCAGCCGGUGCUGGCGGUUCCUCCUACUGAGCCACCAUGGCUAGAGGCUGGAGAGGGAUCCUCGUGUCGACCUUGCUGGUGGUGUCUGCCGGCUGUUCCGCGGCGCAGCAGCAGCAGCAGGCCGCCCUGCCCAGCGCCACUGCCGACGAGGUCUUCACCAUCAUCGCAAGAGCAGUUCAGCAAGAGCUACGGCCAGUCGUCAGAAAACUCGAGUCUCGAGUGGAGUCGCUGAACAACAGACUGACUCUGCAGAUGGAAGAGCUGUCCAGUCAACUGAGUGGAAUCACUGCGAGACUCGACAGCCAGCUAUCACAACUGAGCGAGCUCAACACCCAGCUCAACGAACAAAAAUCACAGCAAGAGGAGACUGCAGCCACAGUGGACGGCAAUGUAGAACGACUAGAAUCCAACGUAACUUGGCUAGAAAAUCAACUGACAAAGGUGAUUGGACUGGCCAACAGACUCGACAGCCAGCAAUCACCAUCGGCCACACAGGAGAGCAUAGAUCGUCCGGCUUCCGAGGUAAAGCAGCUGCCUCCUCCCCGUGAUUGCAGCGGCCUGCCUGUCGACUCCCCAUCUGGAGUCUACCUCAUUCGACCCAGCAGUGACAGCCAACAACCACCCGUCGAGGCGUACUGCGACAUGGACACUGCCGGAGGGAACUGGACGGUGAUCCAACGACGAGACGAUAUGACACCCCGUCAGGACUUCAACCUCGGAUGGACGGACUAUAAGGAAGGCUUUGGAAAUCUAACCAAAGAAUUCUGGUGGGGCUUAGAACACCUAUUUCAGCUAACGUCAUCCAACCACCGACGGUACGAACUCCGUAUUGAGCUUCAGGCAUUUGACGGCAGUCAAAGAUACGCUACCUACCAAGGGUUCCGUAUCUCGUCUGAGGAGGACGGCUACACAUUGAGCGUCUCCGACUACUCGGGAACUGCCGGGAAUGGUCUGAAGUACAGCGUCAAUGAGAAGUUCUCUACCCGUGACCGUGACCAGGACGGCUGGUCUGACGUUCACUGUGCACAGGGCCGUCAGGGGCCCUGGUGGUACGACAGCGGGUGCGGGUACAGCAACCUGAACGGACGGUACCGGGACGGCGGUGAUGAGGACCGCACUGGAAUAUGGUGGUACACGUGGAGGAAAUUCGAGUCACUGAAGAAGGUCGAGAUGAAGAUCCGGCCCACCUAACUCAUCUACACACUAAGGAAGUCAUCACAGCUGUGGUGAACAGUGUACGUGACAGGUACAUGUGACAUGUACACAGUGCGGCGGCCACAGCCAUCGGCUCGGGCUGCCGGUGCUGUAAGGGCAGAACCAGUAUCUAUUGUGAGCAUGUAUGCUGGAGAACUUACCGGUUGCUUAUCUGCGGACGAACAGUAGCGUUUACAUACGUCUAUAAUGUUAUGUCCAGGGCACUAAAGUUAUGGCUAUGAUGCACGUUUUUCGUCGUUAGCUAACCCCUAUUUGUAUAUGGUAUUAAUGAAAUGUUCGGGAAAAUACAUUCAUUUAACACA
Messenger RNA from Amphibalanus amphitrite, 1551 nucleotides. Its product is annotated as microfibril-associated glycoprotein 4-like. NCBI's taxonomy places the organism in Eukaryota, Metazoa, Arthropoda, Thecostraca, Balanomorpha, Balanidae. Bases 71 to 1225 code for a protein of 384 amino acids. The transcript has a single exon. The record is from RefSeq and is a predicted model, not a curated record.